Nasonia vitripennis (jewel wasp) is the source of this 1263-nucleotide messenger RNA. It is a transcript of the gene Gr51, whose product is annotated as gustatory receptor 51. NCBI's taxonomy places the organism in Eukaryota, Metazoa, Arthropoda, Insecta, Hymenoptera, Pteromalidae. The transcript has 7 exons. Bases 1 to 1263 code for a protein of 420 amino acids. The record is from RefSeq and is marked inferred. Gene Ontology annotation, cellular component: axon; dendrite; neuronal cell body. Gene Ontology annotation, biological process: sensory perception of taste.
AUGGGUGACAUUUUUGAAGAUAUGGAAAAACCCUUUCUUCCUAUGCUUAUAUCAAACUGGAUUUUUGGCAUCGGUAUUAUUGAAUAUCCAAUAAGGAGGCAACUGAAACUACUGAGCAUAGUUUAUAGCACUUUAAUUUUAGUUGUUUACGCAUAUUUAGUUUAUAUUUGUCAUGCGCACAUUUAUUUAACAGCUGUAGCUCAAAUUAAGCCUAUUAUAGAAAUGUUACAUUAUUACACAAAUAUUCUAAUUACUAUUAGCAUAAUUAUUUUUGGCUGGUUUCAAACGCAGGGAUUACAAAAAUGUAUGCUAAAAGCAGCGCAAGCUAACCUUUUAAUGCAACAAAUUGGUAUAUUCAAAAAUCAUUCGAAUAUUUUGAAAAACGAAUUGAGAAAAUUUAUGGCAUUCUUUUUAUUUAUAUUAUCAAUUAUUAUAAUAAACUCUACAGUAACAUUCUAUAAUUUUGUUCCAAACUACCAACAAAUUAUAUUCAUUGUAAUAUUGCAAAAUGUUCCACUUCUUUACGGAUACAUUGCUGAUUCUUCAUUUUUGAAUAUCAUUGGCUAUGCAUACUUUAAAUUUGAUAGCUUAAAUAAAUUAUUAAAAAGUAUAUCAAUAACUAAAGCAGACAACCCAAUGCACAAAAUAAUUGCUAAGCAACCUUUUUAUGAAAAAGUAUAUCCACAAGUUUAUUCAAGUAUCGAUUACAAAGAUUAUACCUUCCUGAUAAAGAAAAUAAAGUUAGCUCAUUUACGAUUAGUAAAAUUAUGUCGCGAAGCAAAUAAUCUUUAUAGUUUUCAUAUUUUAUUGUCUAUUGCUAUUGCUUUCGUUAUGAUAAUAAAUAAAAUUUUUAAUAUUUAUGUAGUUUUGAAUGAUGAUGAUAUUGACGAAGGUUCUAAAUUUAGAACUAUUGUUAGAAGUGUAAAUUGGCUUAUAUAUUAUAUAGUUAGGAAUUUAACCAGUUGCUGCCUCUGUACCACUGUUUUGAACACUGCUACAAAAACUGGUGAUUUGAUUUGCGAGCUUUAUGAUGAACCUUACAUUACCGAAAAUACUAGAGCUGAGAUAAGAUAUUUCAAUAUCGAGCUGGUUCAAAAUAAGUUAGAAUUUUCUGCCUAUGGUGUUGUUAAUAUUGAUUUAACUUUGUUACAAGUCAUGGCGUCUACUAUUGCAACAUACAUUAUUAUUAUAGUACAAUUUCAAAAACUUCACUUUGUACCGAACGCACUUGUGGGAAACCAAACAAACACAUAUAGAAUUUGA